AUGCACAUGCACCAUCAAUCUCCUACAGCUCUUAAGGACGACGUCCCACCUUCCUUUGCUUCUUUCUUCCCGUCCAUGUCUGCGUCUCGCCAUGGCUUGGCGCCCUGUGCCCACGGCCGGUCGAAACCCCACGUCGAGCUCUCCCCACGGUGCCCGCGCUGCGGCUCCUGCGACACCAAGUUCUGCUACUACAACAACUACAGCCUGAGCCAGCCACGCUACUUCUGCAAGGGCUGCCGGCGUUACUGGACCAUGGGCGGGUCGCUCCGCAACGUUCCCGUCGGCGGUAGCAGCCGAACGAAUCGUAGAAGGAUGCCUAGCAGGGUCUCCGGCGCUCCACCGGUCGCCCGUGAACCGAGCUAUGGUCACCAACCGCAAAACCAUGGCACCGAGGGCUCCGUUGAUCUGGCAGCGUUGUACGCUACGUUCUCUAGUCGGUGUCCUCAGCUUGAGCCAGGCCUCGUCGUGCCGGGGUUGCCGGAAGACAUCGACUCCGUCAGUGGCUCGACCGUCGAUCACGCUGAAUGCCAAGGAUCGAUCACGGAGCCAAUCGGAGAAGGUUUCCUCGAUCAAAUGAACCAACAAUGUCUCAUCGGAGAGCUCGAUCCAAACAACACGUUCGACACACUUCCGUCGCCAUUGGAGAUUGCCAACUACUACUCAUCUGAUCUCUCAAACGCUCCAGACUUUGUGAGUGAAGCCAACAUGUAUCCAUCUCUCGACUACAAUCUUCCUUCGAGUGAUUGGUGCUGA
Musa acuminata AAA Group (dessert banana) is the source of this 753-nucleotide messenger RNA. RefSeq names its product dof zinc finger protein DOF1.8-like. Gene Ontology annotation, biological process: regulation of DNA-templated transcription. Gene Ontology annotation, molecular function: DNA-binding transcription factor activity; DNA binding. Lineage: Eukaryota; Viridiplantae; Streptophyta; Magnoliopsida; Zingiberales; Musaceae. The record is from RefSeq and is a predicted model, not a curated record. The transcript has a single exon. Bases 1 to 753 code for a protein of 250 amino acids.